This is a messenger RNA of Suillus bovinus, 1326 nucleotides long. RefSeq names its product regulator of chromosome condensation 1/beta-lactamase-inhibitor protein II. Lineage: Eukaryota; Fungi; Basidiomycota; Agaricomycetes; Boletales; Suillaceae. The coding region runs from base 1 to 1326 and encodes 441 amino acids. The record is from RefSeq and is a predicted model, not a curated record. The transcript has a single exon.
AUGGACUCUGCUCAGACUCCAUAUCUACGUCUCCUAGCUGCUGGCUCCAACGCUCGCGGUCAGCUAGCCAAUGGCUCUGACGACGAUUCACAUAUCUUCAAAAAUUGUCGCUUCAUAAACUGCACAGAGGGCACGCUUCCUCCCCAUACGUUCGGGAUCUUGCAGCUUGCGACUGGAGCAAACCACACUCUCGCAUUAUUGGAUUUUGGCGGCGGACGAAGGGAGCUUUGGGGGUGUGGAGACGGACGCAAAGGGCAGCUGGGUCCUGAAUACAUGGGACAAUUGACAGAAUUCACGCCGAUCAGCAUGCCAUUGUACAAAACCUAUGCUGCUCAAGGGUAUACCUGUUGUCUCGUCGCUGCUGCUUGGGAGACAUCAUAUCUUGUUUUGAAAUCGCCCUCCAGACCAGACGUAGUUAUCUCGAUGGGUUCAAAUGACUUUGGGGCACUCGGCGUGGGCACAAAACAAGCUACGGCAACUCCGGCAGUCGUUUCGUUUGAUCACCUCACUAUCGAGGGACGUUCUAUCUAUCCCAAUGAGCUGGUUGUCGAGUCCGUUGUCGCAGGACCUCGUCAUGUCGUACUUCAUGUGCGAACUGUUCUCAAUGAUGAACAUAUGCUCAUUGGCUGGGGGUUGGCCAGACAUGGCCAACUAGGGGACACGAAGAUCGUAAACCAUGAUCGCCCUCACAUCAUUUCCCUUGAUGUAUCUCCAGAUCCGGCGCAAACGUGUUCUCUCGGUCUCCAACACACUGUCGUCUGCCACCAAUCGGGGCGGACAACAGUGUUUGGAUCUAACAAGAAAGGACAACUCCAUGGGAUGAAUUCCUGGGGACGCGUCCGACAAGUUGGGUGCACGUGGAAUGGGACAUACCUCCUUAGAGAUGACGAUGAAGAUACCCUUAUAUCAAUAGGAAGUAAUUCCCAUGGUCAACUAGGUCGAGAGUCGCAAGUCGAGGAGAACGGGGUCACUGUCGGGCCUGUCGAAUUUACCUUAUCUCACGAUGGCAAAUCACCCCCGCUGAGAUCAUUUGCUUGCGGCAGCGAACAUGUGAUAGCAGUGAUAUCUCCAUCUGGCUCGUCAGACAUGGAAGUUUGGGGUUGGGGAUGGAAUGAGCAUGGUAACUUGGGGCUGGACCAUACGGAUGAUGUGCCGAAGCCCAUCAAGAUCUGGCCAGCAAAGGGACAUGUGCUAGACGGAAGAAUUGCUGGAGUAUGGGCCGGAAAUGGGACUAGUUGGAUAUUGUUAGAAACGGCUAUGCUGAAACGCGAUGUAUGCCAUGACAAAGCGGGCCCAAGGCUUGGGACCCCCGUCUGGUCUCAAUGA